AUGGUUCAACACUCUGCACGUGAUGAAAAGGAAAAGAGUGCUCCAGAGCAGCUGAUCGAGAAGGUCCCACAUAGCUCCCUCUCCCUACCUGCUUGCAUGGAUACUGACGUACUUCUGGUCAAAAAUAAUGGCAAUGAUCUAGCGGAUAGUGCUCAAGUAACAUCUGCACAGUCUUGUGACAGUGAGUCACCCAAGAAGGUCGGUGGCUUUCCAGAAUGUGACGCAGUCGCAGGGGAACAAUCUGGCAAAACCAGCGAGGAAGAGCACACUGCCAAGGACUCUGAAGCUAACAUAAGCAGUGAACCUAUCGAGUCUUACGACGCUGUGCCUGAUGACAAGAGCAGUUCUUUGCGAACCCAUGAGGAGCUACCUACAACCAGUGCCAACAUUGAGCUCGAACCAGUUGUUGGUGCCAAGCCUGCAGAAGUCACAAUGGAACUUAUUCAAGAAAGUCGGCAUGAAAUUAAUGCAGUAAAUGACGGCCAGGAAGAGCCUAAGGACAACUGCACUGCUCAUAUAGACACGGUUUCGUCUUCGGCUACGGAAACAUAUAGCCUUCCUACAUGUGAUGACAAUGUGUCAAGCGGGAAUCCCACGGUUCAAAUCGCUGAAUGUGCAACUUUUUGUGUCUGUUCUAUAGAAGCAGGCUCGUCAACACAGUCAUGUAGGUCUGAAAUUGGACCCGCUUCGGAACAACUGAACCCUGAUUCGCUGUAA
This is a messenger RNA of Cooperia oncophora, 717 nucleotides long. Lineage: Eukaryota; Metazoa; Nematoda; Chromadorea; Rhabditida; Trichostrongylidae. The record is from the annotation of a GenBank genome assembly.